Jatropha curcas is the source of this 854-nucleotide messenger RNA. Its product is annotated as peptidyl-prolyl cis-trans isomerase FKBP13, chloroplastic. Gene Ontology annotation, cellular component: chloroplast. The record is from RefSeq and is a predicted model, not a curated record. Gene Ontology annotation, molecular function: peptidyl-prolyl cis-trans isomerase activity. NCBI's taxonomy places the organism in Eukaryota, Viridiplantae, Streptophyta, Magnoliopsida, Malpighiales, Euphorbiaceae.
AGUCCAAGAAGCAGAUUUUUCACAUUCGCUAUGUUUCAAUAAAUACCGUUCUUGCAAAACCCAAUCAAGUUUUAUCUCUUACAAAACUCUUUUUGGUGGAAAUGAAUUCAUUGGCAAUAUCAGCUGGGCAUACUCCAACAAAUCUGUGCAAAAUACUACCCAUUACUGCUAUCGAUCCAACAAUACCAUCAAACACCAAAAUUUCAAUCCAAAACCAAGAAAGCUUUAUUUAUCAAAACCUGCAGCUGAAAGAAAGACAGAAUCUGUUUAAGAGAAGAGAAGCAAUUAUUGGUGUUGGGUUGUUUAGUAGCAUUGGAGUUGCUGAUAUUUUCUUUCAACCACAACCCUCUCUUGCAGCUGAAGCUGCUUGUGAAUUGACAGUGGCUCCUUCUGGACUUGCCUUUUGUGAUAAGGUUCUGGGGACUGGACCUGAGGCUGUAAAGGGACAGCUCAUUAAGGCACAUUAUGUUGGAAAAUUGACGAAUGGCACAGUGUUUGAUAGCAGUUACAAUAGAGGAAAGCCUCUGACAUUUCGUAUAGGUGUUGGUGAGGUCAUCAAAGGCUGGGAUCAAGGUAUUCUAGGUGGAGAUGGAAUUCCUCCCAUGCAAGCGGGAGGAAAACGCAUAUUGAAGCUUCCUCCAGAACUCGGAUAUGGCAUGAGAGGGGCUGGUUGCAAAGGAGGAUCGUGCAUCAUUCCUCCGGGUGCAGUUCUCUUGUUUGAUGUGGAGUUCAUUGGAAAGGCAUGAAAUGUUGAUUUAGUGUUAUAUCUUAAACUCUAAAAGCAUAGAGAAUAUAUAUAUAUAAUAUACACUUUUUGCAAUAUGAAGAGGAUUGAUUAUAUAUGUAUUUUGCUU